AUGGAAGCAAGAUGGGAUCCGGAUUUAUGUUUCAAGACUUACAGAAUCUUUAAUUCAAGGUUCACGCCGCUGUUUCUGCUGUUUUGCCUUUCGUUCUCGACACUUUCUUCUUCACUUCCUAACGUGCUCGACGAAAUUACUCUCAACAUACAAGACAGAGCUUCACUUCUCCUGUUCAAGUCACAGCUCCAUGACCCGAAUCAGAGAUUGUCAUGGGUCGGUUCGAGUUGCACUAACUGGACUGGGGUGAGUUGCUCGAGAUGGAACGGACGGGUUCUUGCACUCAACCUCACUGGGUUUAACCUCUCCGGCCAACUUCAUUCAAGCUUGUGUAAACUCUCAUUUCUCGAAACCCUAUAUCUGUCUCAUAACAAUCUCGAUGGCCAGAUUCCAGAUUGUUUUAGUUCGUUUUGGAAUAUCAAAAUCUUGGAUCUUAGUCAUAACAUGUUUAGUGGUGUUAUUCCUGAUACCCUAAUGAAAUUGAGCAGAUUAACCCAGCUGGAUUUUAGCCACAACCUGUUCGAUCAAAUGCUUCCCUACUGGAUUGGGAACUUCUCAAUGAAGCUAGAAAAACUCGAAAUGGGGUUUAAUUCGUUUCGAGGGGAGAUCCCCGAGGGUUUAUUGCACUUGAAAUCACUUAAAUACUUGGGUUUAUCUCACAAUAAUUUCUCCGGUGAUCUCCCGGACUUCCGGCAAGCGUUGGAGCAUCUUAGCCUCGAGUCAAAUUCGUUUUCCGGUACGUUACCUUGUUUAUCACCAUCAAUCGAAUCACUCUCUUUUCUCGAUUUAGCUGAAAACUUACUCGAAGGUGGAGUUCCGACUUGCAUUUCUUCCCUACGAGCAUUAGAGCAUCUUAAUUUGUCGUUCAAUCAUCUAACCUACGAGAUUUCUCCAAGAUUCCUGUUUUCGAAUAGACUUGUUGUUCUGGACUUGAGUUACAACCAGUUGUCGGGUUAUCUUCCUAAAAAAAUUCUCGACUCACCGGAAAAGUCAGGGCUAAUUGUGCUAGACCUUUCGCACAACCAGUUCUCCGGUGAAAUCCCGCCGGAUUUCACAGAGUUAAAAAGUUUACAAGCUUUAUUUCUCUCCCACAAUCUUCUCACCGGCGAAAUCCCGUCAAGAAUCGGAAACCUAACCUAUCUCCAGGUAAUCGAUCUCUCUAACAACUCAUUAUCCGGUUCAAUCCCUCUAAACAUCGUCGGUUGUUUUCAACUUCUCGCAUUAAUCCUCAACAACAACAAUCUCUCCGGUGAAAUCCAACCGGAGCUCGACGCAUUAGACAGUUUAAAAAUCCUCGAUGUUAGCAACAACAAAAUUUCCGGCGAAAUCCCAUUGACCUUGGCCGGAUGUAAAUCAUUAGAGGUCGUCGAUUUAAGCUACAACAAUCUCUCAGGACCUCUAAACGACGCGUUGACCAAAUGGUCAAACCUAAGGUACCUUUCUCUUUCACACAACAAGUUCACCGGAGCUCUCGCCAUUUGGAUCUUCAUGUUUGAAUCAAUCCAAACAAUCGACCUCUCCGGCAACAAAUUUUCAGGCGACAUCCCCGACGGGAUUUUCAACCUCAGUUUACAUUUCAACAAUGGCGAAGCUAAAGAAAACCCCAAAGCGCCAUUGUUAGAUAGUAAGUUUUCAUUGGUGAUGGGUGAUGAUCUGCAUCUAAACUACAAUCUUUCAUCAACAGUCACCAUUGAUUUAUCAGAUAACUUGUUACAUGGUCAAAUCCCAGAAGGGCUUUUUGGUCUACAUGGUUUGGAGUAUCUAAAUUUAUCUUACAAUUUCCUCGAUGGUCAAAUCCCUACAAAUUUGGAGUCAAUGUGGAGCUUAAAGAUUCUUGAUUUAUCACAUAAUUCAUUAUCGGGUGAAGUCCCGGAAAAUUUAUCGGGACUCGGGAAUUUGACACAUUUGAAUCUUUCGUUUAAUUAUUUUUCCGGGAUUGUUAAUAAGACGAAAGGGUAUUGGAGAUUUUCGGGGGCGUUUGCGGGAAACCCUAAUUUGUGUGUGGAGUCAUCUAGCGGUGAUGGUGGUGGUGGUGGUGGUUGUCUGACCGGAAAGUUGCCGGAGGAGCCGGAGAGGGUUUAUGAAGAGGGGAAAGAUGACGGGUUGAUAUCGGGAUGGGUGUUUUCGGUUAGUGCUUGUGUUAGUUUUUAUUCGGUUGGAGUUGCUUUGUUUUGUUCAUCAAGAAGUAGAAAUUUUAUGUUUCAGACAAAAGUUUAA
Molecule: messenger RNA, 2217 nt
Organism: Lactuca virosa
Lineage: Eukaryota; Viridiplantae; Streptophyta; Magnoliopsida; Asterales; Asteraceae
Source: the annotation of a GenBank genome assembly